Messenger RNA from Wyeomyia smithii (pitcher-plant mosquito), 1289 nucleotides. RefSeq lists its product as uncharacterized. The record is from RefSeq and is a predicted model, not a curated record. Lineage: Eukaryota; Metazoa; Arthropoda; Insecta; Diptera; Culicidae. Gene Ontology annotation, molecular function: carbohydrate binding. The transcript has 2 exons. The coding region runs from base 72 to 1166 and encodes 364 amino acids.
UGGUUGUGCGUGGCAUUCGUUAUUCAGUGAUCGGUGGCAGCAGGAAUCAGUUGAACGUUUAAUUUGUCAGAAUGAAGCAUCGUCUGUUUGUACUUUUCGGCUGUGUUCUGAUUGCUAGUAUGAUUACUGGUCAUCGGCACCAUCAUCACCACCCUGAUCAGGGAGGAUAUUUUCAACACCAGCAUCAUCAUCAUCACCACCACGGGUGGCCCCACCAUCACGAUUGGCAUCACCGAAGGCAUCACGGGCUGCAUCAUUCUUUUCUAAACUUUGAAGUACGUGAACCGAAAGGAUUGGAAGUUUCUAUGAUUCAGAAAGGACCCGAAGAUACCUUUUUCGGCAUCGAGCUUUAUGUGAAUCAGGAUCCUGGGGAAGCUAAUGCGUUAUGUGAUGUGUGCUAUAAUACUACCGAAAUAGUAAAUAGAAAGUUUAUGAUCGAGGAUCCAACGGUCGUGAUUAGGAAGGGGGACAUUUUGAGAUUCUAUGUACUGUCAGGAAAUGACAGUGAUGUCGUACGUCAUCAUUUGCAACAAUUAUGGGUGACAGAGUCUAUUAUAAACAAGUGCAAUUGUGGAACGGAGGCUGACCAUCCCGAUAUAGAUGUACGUAUAGUUGAUUCUGAUAACUCGGAUGUACAGAAGCCUCGUCUUCCUGGUGGAACUUCUACUGAGGCUUCUACAGAACAAUCAACUGAGUUUGAUGAAAUUGGAAAAUCUCAUCGAAACGCAGUUGACUCUUCGGAGGAAAUGCAGUUCGAGUGUGAUCUUGACCCUGCGACUAAUUUGUGCAGAAUGCCCAAAGUGCAGCGUAUGGUUCAUCGUCCGCGUCCUUUUCAGCGUGAGGUGCAAGUUCUAUCUGGGAUUAUAAACCACAUGAAACUGCAGGGAUGCACUGCCAGGCUGAGCAGCAAUAAGUUAUUACUGAAGCAGGCUCCCCUGCAGGUCGGCGCCGUCAACGAGUUGAUGGACUUUGUUAAAUCUCUUCUGUCAGUCGAUCCAGAACUGCAGGUUUUGGGGAGUGAAAUUCUUCGAGUGAUGCCGGCAGGCCCUGCCAUCGGAAGGGGAGUGAUUUUUGAGAUGCGCGAUUACGUUGCCAAGCAGAAGGUACUGUACCAUGCUAAAGCGAAUAACUUGAAACAAGUUGUAGACUAUGAUGUCGCUGGAUAAAUUAGGGAACAUUUAAUUAAUCAACUAAACUACGGAAAGUGCCAUUACUGAGUAUGAGUACAAAGAAGAUGUUAAGUCUGUAUUUCUGAUAUUAAUAAAUAUGUAUUUUUUUACCCUAAACAA